AUGUCCUCUCAAGUAUCCAGAUCUGAUUUUCUUCCACCAGUAUCUGCACAGCCUCGCAAGUCAUUAUUUGGUGGACCCAGCAGUGAUGUCGACCAACCGUCCUCUCCACCAGCGCUAGCGAGACAGUCACUCUUCGGUGGGCCAGCCAGCCAGUAUGAUCCUCCACAGCGCAUAAAUGUGGAUGAGCCCACAGAUGAGGAAGACGAGGAAUCUGAAAAUGAAUUGAAUAGGCUUAUGAGAGAACGGCCACUGCAGGCGCAUUAUGACUCUGAUGGCGACAGUUUCCACGAAAGUGGUAAUGAUCAGAAAGCACCAAUGCUAAGAAGGUCCAGGUCUUCUCCAGUGGCAGAUUCAAGCCAACCAACAAUUACAAGGCCGGCUGAGCCGGUUUAUUACACUGUGGACCGAGGUCUUGACCUUCGGCCUGGGGCUAGGCGUCCAAAUAUCUUCACUGGGCACUCAUCCACAUGGAGGAAAUACAAUGCAGACGACAUCGGUGCUUAUGAAGCCAUUCUUAAUAACAGAUCAAGAGAUUUGGCAGCUCAUCUGUACAAUGCUCAUGCGAUUCGCAGGCGAACGCGGGCCUUUUUGGCAAGAACAAAUGCCGAUGAUGAGUUAAAGUUUUCUGUUCCCCGGCGAUGGACAGCGUGGCCUUUGCCUGCUGCUGAUGUUCCCAGACUUGAUGAUAUCAUCAAAGACAAGCUGGAUGACCUUGAUAAUAUGCGGAUGGAACCCGAUCCUCGUCCCAGUGCCGAUUUGGAAGAAUGCAUUACGGCUCUCAUUUCGAAGAUUGCCAGGGAGAAAUACCGAGCCCGGGAGUGGGAUUAUGAGGAUAUCUCUACGAAAAAAAUUGUCAAUGGGGAUGAAAUUAUGCGGGAUGAAAUCCCACAGAAAGAAGAAGACGACGACGAUGACGACGAGCGAAUUGAUACGACCUCUUUUGAGCCAAUCAAUCAACUGGAUGAUGCCAAAUCUGCAGAGCAAUUACGUCCGUUGACAAGAAAUGUCAUGACCCAGUUAGACCGGCUGCUAAUGGGGCUUCAUUAUUCCAUGAAAGGUCGCAUGCUCGAGGAUGUUUCUGGGGACGAGCAGCCAUCUGACACAGAUGACGAUGAAGGCCUUCCAAGAACAUCUAGGAGAACACCUUAUCGCUCCAUCAGUGCCCGGAUGUCCUCUGGAGUAGACACCGACGACGAGAACUUGCCAGAGGCACCUUUCUCACGAGAUCAGUCCCGUGCCUCUCACACAAGCCAGGACCAAGAAGGAGGCUCUUUCUCCAAGGGCAGACUCAAAUUGCGUGACUGGAGUGAGGUAAUGGGUCUAGCAUCCAUGAUGGGAUUCCCCUCUGACGUGAUAAUGCGUACUUCAAAACGAUGUGCAGAUCUCUUCGGUGAAGACCUUGAAUUCAGAACAUUGCCGGAAGGCCACAUCCGGAAGAAGCAAAAAUCAAAUGGUCGGGAGCAAUAUUCCUACACCGAGAGCGAAAGCGAGAGUGAGAGUGACAUUGACCGUGACUCGGCACCACCAAUGCCGCCACCAUUGACCGAUUCCACGCCAAAGGUUAAACCCAGAGCCAACAGCAAAUCCAACUCCAAGACCAAACCAAACUCAACCCCAAAAGCCAAGCCCCAGUCCAAGGCUUCAUCCUCUCGACGAAAACAACCCAAAACUCCCGCCAUUGUCCCAUCCUCCUCGCCGGAAGCCUCCCCAGAGCCCUCAAAUGCCCCCUCAAGAAACCCAUCGAGACCUCGAUCAAGAUCUCUAUCAAGAGCCGCCUCACAGAACAUAGAACAAGGAACAGAACGAGAAUCAAGACCUGUCCGACCAGGCAUUGGCAAAGGCCCUCACCGGAAAGCAGAUAUCCUCUGUCCCUACAAGGAUUGUCCUCGACGUUCGAAUGGAUUCUCACGCAGAUGGAACCUCAACCAGCAUAUGAAGAAGUCGCAUGGUGUGACUGUGAAUGAGAGUUCGAAUCAGCGUGGUGUAAGUGGGCCGGAGGAUGAGUCGGCUAUCAUGAUUGAUUAG
Messenger RNA from Penicillium antarcticum, 2025 nucleotides. RefSeq lists its product as uncharacterized. The transcript has 2 exons. Bases 1 to 2025 code for a protein of 674 amino acids. The record is from RefSeq and is a predicted model, not a curated record. Lineage: Eukaryota; Fungi; Ascomycota; Eurotiomycetes; Eurotiales; Aspergillaceae.